Molecule: messenger RNA, 6579 nt
Organism: Cololabis saira (Pacific saury)
Lineage: Eukaryota; Metazoa; Chordata; Actinopteri; Beloniformes; Belonidae
Gene: sbno1
Product: strawberry notch homolog 1 (Drosophila)
Exons: 33
Coding region: 209-4549 (1446 amino acids)
Biological process (GO): regulation of DNA-templated transcription
Cellular component (GO): nucleus
Molecular function (GO): histone binding; chromatin DNA binding
Source: RefSeq, a predicted model, not a curated record
UGGGUCACGUGACGGGGUAUUAGCUCGCUGCCUCUGCUAUGUUCAUCGUUUCUUCGAUUAAUGUCAAAAAUGGCCCAAAUCUCGCUUUCGUCGCUGCGCCGUCGUCGAGGAUCGCCCCGCGGCCGCCGGGAGAGCCGCCCGGGGCGACGCAGCUCGGGCAGUUUGACCGCCAGCAGCGCGGCCUCCGCCGCCGCGUCACGUGACCCGCAUGCGGCGGAGCGGUUUGAUAAACAAAGAUGGCGUGAGCGCGGAGCGGCCGCGAGGACAACACACACACUCCGACCCACAGCUCAGGCGGCCGUCCGGCGGGCAGAUGGAUCCGGGACAGGAUUUACUUCUUGCUGCUUUAAGCGAGAGUGGAAUUUGCCCAAAUGAUAUUGGGCUGCUAGAUAUUGACUGUCAGGAUGCAGCACAGACCCCUACGACCCAACAAUCUAUAUCCAUCAGCGCUCUGGAUGUUGGUGUGGGAGCAGAGUCAGUGGAUGUCGUUCGACCUGAAGCUCCACCUACUGCUGUCCCCAUUGUUACAAUCAGGCAUAAACCUCAGCCAUCAACCACCACGUUUGUCUUAAAUCAGCUAAAUCAGUUACCAUCGCUGGGAACAACUGUGACCAAACAGUCGGUCACCAACCCAGUCAAGCAUACCAUAACUGUCACCAAGGUGGUCCAUGUGGCUAAUUCAGCACUACGAGGUUCAUCAAACCCCUCAUUGACGAAUGUUCCUCCUUCAGUGUCCACAGUAGUGCCUUCUAACAAAGAUCAGCAGAUUCAGUUGAAAGACCUUCUUCGGACUGGAAAUGUGAGAACUGUUGGCCUAAAGGGCAACAGCCUGAUGGAGCUCAUGAAGCUCAAGCCUCCACCUGAUAUUGCUCCACCUGUGGCAACUGCGACAGCCACAGGCCCAGGUGAAAUUAACAAUGGAAUCAAAAAAGACGCGUUGGGGAAAGAUGUUUCCCGAAUCUGGAUUAAAGAUGAUCUUAAAAUACAAAACUUUUCACAUUCUAUGAAACUACCAGGGAUGAAAGAAGAGGAGGAACCUGAGGAGGAAGAGGAAGAUGAGCUAGGUCACGCAGAGACCUAUGCAGAGUACAUGCCAAUGAAACUAAAGAUCGGCCUGAGACAUCCUGAUCCAGUGGUGGAGACCAGUUCUCUGUCCAGCGUGAACCCCCCAGAUGUGUGGUACAGACUGUCCAUCCAAGAGGAGGUCAUUGAUAGUGGGUGGUUGUCUGCACUGCAGCUGGAAGCCAUCACGUAUGCAGCUCAGCAACACGAGACAUUCCUUCCUAGCGGUGAUCGAGCAGCGUACUUGAUUGGUGAUGGAGCUGGUGUGGGGAAAGGCCGAACUAUUGCAGGGAUCAUAUAUGAGAAUUAUCUUCUGGGCAGAAAGAGAUCACUCUGGUUUAGCGUCUCAAAUGAUCUAAAGUAUGAUGCUGAAAGGGAUCUAAGGGACAUCGGAGCGAAGAAUAUCCAGGUUCAUUCACUGAAUAAGUUCAAAUAUGGAAAAAUCUCCUCCAAACACAAUGGGAGUGUAAAAAAAGGCGUGAUCUUCGCCACCUACUCAUCCUUGAUCGGAGAGAGCCAAUCAGGAGGGAAGUACAAGACCAGAUUCCAGCAGCUUCUUCACUGGUGUGGGGAGGACUUUGAUGGAGUCAUUGUCUACGAUGAGUGUCACAAAGCCAAAAAUGUGUGUCCUAUUGGAUCCUCGAAGCCAACAAAAACUGGGCUUGCGGUGUUGGAGCUGCAGAACAAACUCCCCAAAGCUCGGGUUGUAUACGCCAGUGCUACAGGUGCUUCUGAACCGCGAAACAUGGCAUACAUGAACCGGCUUGGCAUAUGGGGGCACAAAACGCCCUUCAGAGAAUUUGGGAAUUUUAUCCAAGCUGUGGAGCGCAGAGGCGUUGGUGCCAUGGAGAUAGUAGCCAUGGACAUGAAGCUGAGAGGCAUGUAUAUUGCACGACAACUGAGUUUUACUGGGGUGACUUUCAAGAUCGAUGAGGUUUCCCUGACUCAACAAUAUAUCAACAUGUAUAACAAGUCUGUGAGGCUGUGGGUUCGUGCACGGGAGAAGUUCCAGCAGGCCGCUAAUCUCAUGGAUGCAGAGCAGCGUAUGAAGAAGUCCAUGUGGGGGCAGUUCUGGUCUGCUCACCAGAGGUUCUUUAAAUAUCUCUGCAUUGCUUCCAAAGUCCGCCGAGUGGUCCAGCUGGCCAGAGAAGAGGUCCAGAAUGGAAAGUGUGUGGUGAUUGGUCUUCAGUCCACUGGUGAAGCAAGAACACUGGAGGCUUUGGAGGAAGGAGGAGGAGAACUCAAUGACUUUGUGUCAACAGCAAAGGGUGUGCUGCAGUCCCUAAUAGAGAAGCACUUUCCAGCUCCAGACAGACAAAAGCUUUACAACCUACUGGGUAUCGACCUCUCUGCAAAGAAGACCCCCUCCCCCAGUGACAGCACAGCAGAGGCCGAACAGAAGGGAAAGAAAAGGAAGGGUUCAGACAUCAAGAAGCGGCAGAAAAAGAAGCCUCGUAAGCAUGGUGGUCUGUCAGGGACGAGUUCAGAGGAGAGCGAGGAAUCUGAGGAGUCAGAGAGAGAAUCUGGGAAAGACAGCGAUGACAGCUUCAAAUCUGUCAGCUCUGCAGACGAAGACGACGACUUCAAUCCUUUCAGAGACGAGUCUGAUAACGAUGAAGAAGAUGAUCCAUGGCUUAUCAGAAAAGAACCAAAAAGGGGCAAAGAGAAGAAAAAGAAGAAGAAGAAGAAUACAAAGAGGAAGAGCAUUGAUCCAGACUCCAUUCAAAGUGCGUUGUUGGCAUCCGGGCUGGGCUCCACCAGGCCUGCUUUCACUGCCUCAGUCAAACCACCAAGCACAUCUGCCGCAGUCAAGACAGAGACUCAGGAUAGCUGUGAGACAAGUCAGGACGCGGUGGAACUUGCGCAGAAAAUGAAGAGACAAUUGCUGGAACAACUGGAAGAGCUGGCUGAGAAUCUGCCUCCUAACACGCUGGAUGAACUGAUAGAUGAACUGGGAGGGCCUGAAAACGUAGCCGAGAUGACCGGUCGUAAAGGUCGCGUGGUCAGUAAUGAUGACGGCACCAUCAGCUACGAGUCCCGCUCUGAGCUGGACGUUCCAGUGGAAAUCCUCAAUCUCACAGAAAAGCAGAGGUUCAUGGACGGAGAGAAGAACAUAGCCAUCAUCUCAGAGGCCGCCAGCUCAGGUAUCUCCCUGCAGGCCGAUCGGCGAGUGAAGAACCAGCGGCGGAGAGUCCACAUGACUCUGGAGCUGCCGUGGAGCGCAGACAGAGCCAUACAGCAGUUUGGGAGAACACACCGGUCAAACCAGGUCACAGCUCCUGAAUACGUUUUCCUCAUAUCAGAACUCGCAGGAGAGCAGAGAUUUGCUUCCAUUGUUGCAAAAAGACUAGAAAGUCUGGGUGCUCUCACUCAUGGAGACAGACGAGCCACGGAAACGCGAGAUCUCAGCAGGUUCAAUUUUGACAACAAAUACGGCAGAAAUGCUCUGGAAAUUGUGAUGAAAUCCAUCGUGAAGCUGGAUGUUCCAUUAGUGUCUCCGCCGUCUCAAUUUAAAGGGGAUUUCUUCAAAGAAAUUCAGAUAGGCUUGAUUGGCGUGGGGCUCAUAAAUGUGGAGGACAGAUCGGGGGCUCUGUCACUGGACAAAGACUACAACAACAUCGGGAAGUUUUUGAACCGCAUUCUGGGCAUGGAGGUCCAUCAGCAGAACGCCUUGUUCCAGUACUUUUCUGACACGCUGGCAGCAGUGAUACAGGAAGCCAAGAAAAAUGGCCGAUAUGACAUGGGCAUCCUCGACCUCGGCUCUGGUGACGAGAAGGUGAAGAAGCUUGAUUGCAGGAAAUUCCUUACACCCGGCUACACAACAUCAGGACAUGUGGAACUCUUCACUGUCGGUGUGGAGAGAGGAAUGUCCUGGGAGGAAGCCACGCAUGUGUGGGCGGACCAGAAUGGACCUGACGACGGCUUCUAUGUACAGAUGAGAAAUAACAAGAAAACAGCAAUACUGGUGAAAGAAGUGAACGCUAAAAAGAGGUUGUUCCUGGUGCACAGGCCAAACACGGGCAGGCAGGUCAAACUGGAGACCUAUGGAGACAUUAAGAAGAAGUUCAAGAAGGUCCUGUCAGAUGAUGCCAAGCUCCACUGGAAUGAUCAGUACAAGUCUUCAGCAAAGAUAUGCUCUCAUGCGUACUGGCGGGGGAACUGUAAGAAAGCAUCAGUGGGUCUACUGUGUGAAGUCGGUCUUCGGUGUAGGACGUACUACGUUCUCUGUGGUUCAGUGCUCAGUGUUUGGAACGAGCUGGAGGAAGUGCUUACCCCGGUCAGCGGAACCAACGUGAAGGUGCAGAUUGUCCGCCUCAGGACAGAAGACGGACAGAGGAUAGUUGGUCUGAUCAUUCCUGCGAACUGCGUGUCUCCGCUGAUGAACAAGCUCUCGACGUCGGACCAGAGUCAGCAGCUGGCUGUGCAGGAGCAGCAGAAGAGGCAGCAGCUCCACCCUCAGAGUCUCAGUCACACACACAACACAUAGUCGUGGUUUCAGUCGCAUCUCCGCCCUGUGGCUUCAUAUCCUGCUGAGGGGAUCCGAUUUACCCACGUCUCUCUGCAUCAUCGUUCCUGGGGGUCAGAGGUGUGACACCAGGCCGCGGUGACUGCUGGAUGGAAGACGGUGGUUGUACAGACACUUAUUUUUCUCCCUACAAAUCUGACGUGGGACGUAUUCUCCUCUGACAUUCAGAGGGAAUUUGAUUUAGUUUGAUUUUAACUAAGAGGGCAUGUAGGCCUAAUUUAUCCACCCCCCCCUUACCUUCAAACUAUUCAGUCAGGACUGAGUGUGAAGGAACGACUCUGGGUCUUGUCUGCAAGUGGAUGAAACGUCUCAGAAGUCAGACAAGCUUUUAAUGCUUGUGUACAGUCCCGUGUUAAUAUAUAGGAAGAUCUCAUUGUGGUGGAUGUUACAGUAGAAAAAAAAAAGAUUGCUAAUUUUUUCUGAUCCAUUCUCGUGCUUCAUCAAACAAUAAAGACCAAAAUCAGGAUCCUACAGAAGAGGAUAAGGGCCACUGAAAAAAAGAAAUUGAAUUCUGAGGGGAAAAAAAUCCUCCCUAAAUUUUAUUUUUUAGGUUUCUGAAAAGUGUCAGAAUUCAAACCUUAAUGUACCAAUGAUGAAGAAGCUCUUGAAUUUUGUAUUAUUAUUAUUUGGCCCUAAUCCUGUUCCGUAGGAUCCACUUCCAUCUUAAACACACCAAUUCACUUCGCUUUGCAAGUCUGAGGUUUCUCAACGUUACGGGGUUUCAUUUCAUUUCAGACUUUAUUACUGAUAUUGUAACAUGAACAGCCAGGAGUUUGUCAAAUGUGCCUUUGUGUCAUUAUACAUAACUGCUACAGUCAGGCACCUUUACAGAGCACUAAGAGAGAGAUUUGGUUAUUUACUUUCAGAUGUGGUGUGAUUUCUAUUCAUGAAGUAGCAGAAAAGGAUACUAAAGGACCUUGUCACUGCUCCUGAACUGGAUAUUUAAACUUCAGUGGUCUCCUUAUAAAGCCCAAUGCUUCAUGAACCGUCUUCUGGACGGAUGUGGACUUGGGCUUCUCCGAGACAACUUGUUUUAAAUGGUGUAACAAAAAAAAUUAUAUAUAUAAAUAUAUAUAUAAUUUUCUAUAUAAUACACACACUGCAGGAAGUGUUGAAAGUUGAAGUUGAAACACUUGAAGGACUUUUUUUUUUUUUUUUUUUUUUUUUUCCCCUCAUCGUUGCACGAGUUGCACUACUGACAAGAGGUGUACAGAAAAUCAAAUGUUCCUUGUACAUGAAUGAGUGCAAUGCUCAAUAAAGCUUGAUAUACUUCUACCUUGUUUGUUCUGAGACUAAUGCUGAAAUCCCAUCAGAAAACUGAUGUACAUGUCAUAGUUUGGUUAAAAACAAAAAAAAUAUGUGUUAUGAGUGAUUAGUGGAAACCAAAGGUUCAACAGAUAUUCUGGCACAAUUGACAAUCUUAUACUAUAAAGAUAAAUUGUUCUGGUAGUGAUUUGAGAAGAUAAGCCUUCAUUGAUCACGUCUUCUUCAGGGUCCCUGAGCACCGGAGCAGGGAUUCACCUGUCAUCACAGGGCCACGUGACCUACUACUGCACACACCGUCUUUAAUCACAGAUUCAGCCCAACGGGCUGGUUUUUACACUCUGGGAGGAAACUGAAGCUCCCCAGCUAGGAUUAGAUCCAGAAACUUUCUAGCUUUGCACUCCACCAAAACUCCACCCUUUAUUGGUCCCCUGCACAAAAAAGGGCCAAAUAAAAUACGUGGAGGAAUUUACACAUCCAUUAUGAGGUGAUCUGUUUGUGUAAGAUGCUCGAGUUUAUCAAUAAAAGGCAUUUCAUGUGACAACUUAACUCAGCAGGUUGCUCUUUGGUUCAAGACUGAAUAGUUCCUGCUACUGAUCUGUAUUUAUGCUAAAAAUGUUUCUUUUUCUAAAUUUCAAAGCUACAAAUGAAGUCCUUGAACACGGCUGCACCUGGCAUUUAGAGCAUUAUAUUCUGAAUAAAACUUACAUCCGUGGGAUGAAAACAGU